Molecule: messenger RNA, 3216 nt
Organism: Trachemys scripta elegans
Lineage: Eukaryota; Metazoa; Chordata; Testudines; Emydidae
Gene: TFCP2
Product: transcription factor CP2
Exons: 15
Coding region: 449-1966 (505 amino acids)
Biological process (GO): positive regulation of transcription by RNA polymerase II
Cellular component (GO): nucleus
Molecular function (GO): RNA polymerase II cis-regulatory region sequence-specific DNA binding; DNA-binding transcription activator activity, RNA polymerase II-specific
Source: RefSeq, a predicted model, not a curated record
CUCUGCGAGGGGUCCCCUGGGGGGUGCUGUCCCCUGGGAGGGGGUGACUCUGUGUGUUGGGGUUCCUAGAGGUUAGUCUCCCCUGGAAGGGGGUGACUCUGGUUCUCAGGGUCCCUGGGGUGUGGGGGAGGAGUAGCCCCUGGAAAGAGAGUGUCUCUGGGUGUUGAGGUCCCAGGGAGAUAGUGCCCCUUGGAAGGGGGUGACUACGUGUUGAGCCCAUUGGGAGUUGGAAAUUGUGGGUCCCUGGUGGGGUAGUAUCCCCUGGAGGGAGCUCCCUCGGUAUUGGGGUCCCAUAGGGGGAGAUUGUGGGUGUUGGGUAUGUCUGGGGUGUAUCUCCUGGAAGGAGUGACUCAGUAGUGAGUACCCUGCUUCCCACUGAUCUCUGGGGAGGCGGGGGGAGGUGUUGUACAUUGACCGCGGGGCCGGAGCCCCGAGCCACUGGGUGAGGAUGGCGUGGGCUCUGAAGCUGCCGCUGGCGGAUGAGGUGAUCGAAUCGGGGCUGGUGCAAGAUUUCGAUGCCAGCCUCUCGGGCAUUGGCCAGGAGCUGGGCGCUGGCGCCUACAGCAUGAGUGAUGUUCUAGCCCUGCCCAUAUUCAAACAGGAAGAAUCAAGUUUGCCUCCUGACAACGAAAACAAGAUCCUGCCUUUUCAGUACGUUCUGUGUGCAGCCACAUCCCCUGCAGUGAAACUCCAUGACGAAACACUCACCUAUCUCAAUCAAGGUCAGUCGUAUGAGAUCCGGAUGCUGGAUAACAGGAAAAUCGGGGAGCUGCCGGAGAUAAAUGGGAAACUGGUAAAGAGUAUAUUUCGAGUGGUGUUUCAUGACCGGCGGCUGCAAUAUACGGAGCAUCAGCAGCUUGAGGGCUGGAGGUGGAACAGGCCUGGGGACAGGAUAUUGGAUAUAGAUAUCCCGAUGUCUGUGGGUAUAAUUGACCCCAGGGCAAAUCCAACACAACUAAAUACAGUGGAGUUUCUCUGGGAUCCUUCAAAGAGGACUUCAGUGUUCAUCCAGGUGCACUGUAUCAGCACGGAGUUCACCAUGAGGAAACAUGGCGGCGAAAAGGGAGUGCCCUUCCGAGUCCAGAUCGACACCUUUAAAGAGAAUGAGAAUGGGGAGUACACUGAGCACUUGCAUUCUGCCAGCUGCCAGAUUAAAGUCUUCAAGCCCAAAGGAGCAGAUCGAAAACAGAAGACGGACAGAGAGAAAAUGGAGAAGCGAACUCCUCAUGAGAAGGAGAAAUACCAGCCUUCCUAUGAGACCACAAUACUCACAGAGUGUUCUCCGUGGCCAGAGAUCACUUAUGUCAACAAUGCACCAUCUCCUGGCUUUAACAGCUCCCACAGCAGCUUUUCCAUUGGUGAGGGAAAUGGCUCUCCAAACCACCAGCCCGAGCCACCUCCUCCGAUCACAGAUGUAAGUCCCACCUCAAAUCUUAUGCUUGUGAACCUCCUGCCAACGACGACGCCUCAGGAAGCCCAGCAAUGGCUGCAUCGAAACCGCUUCUCCACGUUCUCCCGGCUCUUCACGAACUUCUCAGGGGCAGACUUACUGAAGCUAACCAGGGAAGAUGUUAUCCAGAUCUGUGGCCCUGCAGAUGGCAUCAGGCUCUUCAAUGCGUUAAAGGGACGGAUGGUACGGCCAAGGCUGACCAUCUACGUGUGCCAGGAGCCUCAGCCGCUGAGGGACCAGCAGAAGCAUGAGGAUGGGGAGCCGGCAAACAGUACUUUCUUUGUAUAUCACGCUAUCUAUCUGGAAGAGCUGACAGCAGUGGAACUGACAGAAAAAAUUGCCCAGCUCUUCAGUAUCUCCUCUCGACAGAUCAGCCAUAUCUACAAACAAGGCCCUACAGGAAUACACGUACUGAUCAGCGAUGAGAUGAUCCAGAACUUCCAAGACGAAUCGUGUUUUGUUCUGGACACAAUGAAAGCUGAAACCAAUGAUAGCUACCACAUCAUCUUAAAAUAAGAGGGAACUGGACUAGGAGAGAGCCCGUCGCCACCUCUCAUCACACACAAAGACCCAUCGCCUAUUGCACAAGGAUGCAAGCAGAGAUCAGAAAUUCAUGGGAGGCUUCUGUAAAGAUCCCGAGCUUUGUUGUUACUGCGCCGUACCUUCUGGCAGGUGACCCACCCCACUCCCCCGUAAUUCUUCUGCCAUGCAGCCUGCCGAUGAUGAUAGCGCACUGCUUAACCUCUGGAGUUUAAAAUGGAAGUAGUUGCAGAUGGGAGGCUAAACUUGCCAGGUUGUGUUGUCCUUCGCUAUUGAUAGGAACUUGCCCUUGUCUUGGGACCUGCGUAUGGGUUUAAUGAUAAGUGUGUUACAUUUUGAGAGGUGUUGGCUCUUGUGAUUGUGCUGGAGACUUGCAAGUGAACAUCUAUUCUAAUAACUCAACCCAGCAACCUCUCCGGCAUACCCCGCAACCUCUCAAACACCCCGCCCACAAAAUAAACCUUCCAACUGCACUGAUGGAACUGGGGGAGGGGAAGCAUUAUUUUUUGAAGCUUCUCUUUGACCUUGUCGGACAGCUGCAUUGUGAAGGCGUUAUUCUCAUUCUCCCGAUCCUUGUUGGUUUAGUUCCUGCGUGUGCGUGUGAGAAAGAGAUUGCUUGUAGUUCUGUCCUCCAUGUCCGUGUCAAGACCGUCAGGAACGAACUCCAUUCUCAUGGAUUUAUAAGGUCACUGUCUAUAUGGACAAACAUGGCUUUACUCUCAAAGCUCACGUGACUUUGAAAAAAAAAAAAAUGAAAUUUGAUGAUGAAUUAGCUAACUGAUGAUAUGGUCUGUUUCCUGUAUGAUUCCUUUUUUAAAAAGGAACUAAAAUUCUUGAUCUUUGAGGUGGAGGGGAAGUGAUAAACUUCUGCUGUACCUUCAUUGUCAACUUGGGUGACACUUUAUUGGCAUGUUGACUUUUAUGUCUCAUUGGCCUGAAAGUCACUUUUGGAGCUGGAAGAGUAUGGGACCAGCACUGAAAAAGAUUGACAUAGCAAGAACCUGCAGGCUGUGCUCAAAGCUACUGAAAACGCCAUGGCGACGAAAGGGCCUACAUACAGAUUUCCAGGACAGCAGCCGUUGGGUCUCUUGGGUGUUUAAAAAAAAAAAAAAAAAAAAAAAAAUCUGCUUUCUAAAACAGAUGCCUGAGCACACGUCCCCUCUUUGUGAGAGCACCUAUUAUAGCUUGAAAGAAGAUGUUCUAAAUAAAAAGCAUCUUAUAAUAAA